Messenger RNA from Oncorhynchus keta (chum salmon), 2852 nucleotides. RefSeq names its product caskin-1-like. The record is from RefSeq and is a predicted model, not a curated record. The coding region runs from base 734 to 2281 and encodes 515 amino acids. Lineage: Eukaryota; Metazoa; Chordata; Actinopteri; Salmoniformes; Salmonidae. The transcript has 5 exons.
GGGUCAGGUGGUCUGGGGUCUCAUGUGUAAUGUGUGUAUAAUCCGCCAGGUUAGUCCGGCGGCGUUGCGUCGCCAGGCCGGGUCAGGUGGUCUGGGGUCUCAUGUGUAAUGUGUGUAUAAUCCGCCAGGUUAGUCCGGCGGCGUUGCGUCGCCAGGCCGGGUCAGGUGGUCUGGGGUCUCAUGUGUAAUGUGUGUAUAAUCCGCCAGGUUAGUCCGGCGGCGUUGCGUCGCCAGGCCGGGUCAGGUGGUCUGGGGUCUCAUGUGUAAUGUGUGUAUAAUCCGCCAGGUUAGUCCGGCGGCGUUGCGUCGCCAGGCCGGGUCAGGUGGUCUGGGGUCUCAUGUGUAAUGUGUGUAUAAUCCGCCAGGUUAGUCCGGCGGCGUUGCGUCGCCAGGCCGGGUCAGGUGGUCUGGGGUCUCAUGUGUAAUGUGUGUAUAAUCCGCCAGGUUAGUCCGGCGGCGUUGCGUCGCCAGGCCGGGUCAGGUGGUCUGGGUUCUCAUGUGUAAUGUGUGUAUAAUCCGCCAGGUUAGUCCGGCGGCGUUGCGUCGCCAGGCCGGGUCAGGUGGUCUGGGGUCUCAUGUGUAAUGUGUGUAUAAUCCGCCAGGUUAGUCCGGCGGCGUUGCGUCGCCAGGCCGGGUCAGGUGGUCUGGGGUCUCAUGUGUAAUGUGUGUAUAAUCCGCCAGGUUAGUCCGGCGGCGUUGCGUCGCCAGGCCGGGUCAGGUGGUCUGGGGUCUCAUGUGUAAUGUGUGUAUAAUCCGCCAGGUUAGUCCGGCGGCGUUGCGUCGCCAGGCCGGGUCAGGUGGUCUCGGGUCUGAUGAUGAUAUCAUGAAUCGCCGUCGGACCAUCAGCGGUCCGCUCACCGACCAGACAGACUCCGCCCAGAUCCAGUCCCCGCGGCAACACACUGAGCUACGCCCAGAACCCCGCCCACGCUCCACGGUCGUCACGCCGACAGGAGAAGGGCUUAUUACGGAUGGAACAGCGACCAUCAACCGAAGGAGAAAGCCCCACCCCCCCAACUAUUCUGACGCAGAGAAGUUCCAUCUGAUGGAGACAGACACCAUUCGGCGACGCCCACGCAGCCGCGAGCACAGCAAUGACCAAUCAGACAACAGCACAACCAGCAGCAGCCAACCAGAGAUUAGCACAACCAGCGUCGACCAACCAGCGAGAGCCAUACCUGGCAGCGGCCAAACAGACAGCAGCAGGAAGAACGUUGACCAACCAGAGAGCAGCAGGAAGAGCGUUGACCAACCAGAGAGCAGCAUUGACCAAUUGCAUCGCAGCCAGUUGGCCCCCCAGCAGGUGAACGGAGGGGUCGACCAAUCACACCGCAUCAUCCUGCGGAUGCGGCCCGGGUCGGAAGCUGAGGGGGAGGUGGCCUCUCGCAGGGAGAGCUGUGAUAGGCCAGAAGUCAGGAAGCCGCUGAAGCCGCCGGUGUCGCCCAAACCCUCGAUGGCGGCCGUGAGGAGACAGCAGCAGGACCCCCCCACCCCGACCAGACGCGUCCCCUUGCCUGGGCCUGAAGCUGACAGUCCUGCAGAUCCGAGGUGGAUGCCUCCCCCAGUCUCCUUCAAACCCUGCCCUCCUCCCACCGGUCCUAAACCCACCAAACCCUCACUCUCCUCCCCCACCCCUCUCCCCAGACCUCUCCCUAUCCCAGACACCCUCACCCCUUCCUCCCUGUCCCCUGUCCCCCCCUACACCUCCUCCUCCUCUCCCGCCACCAGCCCCUCCACUCCCCAGACCCCCUCCACCCCCGGUUCCACCCCCCACCCCGUCAAGCCUCCCCGCUCCUCUAUUUCUGGCCUCUCUGUCGACCUGCUGCUGGGGAGGGAGGGGGAGGAGAGGGAGGAGAGAGGGAGGGAGGAAGAAAGACUAAAAGAGGACCGGAGAGAAGUUGAGAAGGUGGAGGAGGAGAAGAGAGUUGAGAGGAGGAGAGAGAAGGAGGAGGUGGAGGAGGAGAGGAGAGUUGAGAGAAGGAGAGAGAAGGAGGAGGAGAGGAGAGUUGAAAGAAGGAGAGAGAAGGAGGAGGAGCAGACCAAGGAGGAGGCUCCAGCCCAAGUAGGGGAGGAGGAGGAAGAAGAGGAGGUGCAUCAUCUGAGGUUGGAGGAGACCAGCGCCUCCCUCGCUGCAGCUCUGGAAGCUGUGGAGCAGAAGAUUAACCAGGAUCACACACACAACCAUUCUCUACUGGAGGAGAAGACGACAGUCAACAUUCUAGAUGACAUCGGCAGCAUGUUUGACGACCUGGCGGACCAGUUGGACGCCAUGUUGGACUAGAGCUCCCAGCGUCGCUACGACAACCAGCCAAGAGCUGACUGCUUAUGCCAGCUAUCCCAGGGUGCUUUGCGGCUCCUGUAUAGAAUAGCUGUGAUAGAAGUGUUCCUGUGUGUUCAUAUUCCUGACGUAGUGCACUACUAUAGAGCUCGGGUUGACUGCACUACAUAGGAGGGAAUGGGGAUGUUACCGUGGUGAUGUUACCGUGGUGAUGUUACCGUGGUGUUGGGUGGUAGAUGUUCCUGAAGCAGGAAGUUGUAGAUGUUUGUAUUCUCCAUCCCCUCUCUCAUUGGUCAAGAAAUAUUCUGAAAGCACACACAGGCAGGUAGACAGACAACCACAAAGUGUUAAGCACAGAAACAGACAGACAGACAGACAGACAGACAGACAGACAGACAGACAGACAGACAGACAGACAGACAGACAGACAGACAGACACAAGGUGUUAAGCACAGAAACAGACAGACAGACAGACAGACAGACAGACAGACAGACAGACAGACAGACAGACAGACAGACAGAAGGUGUUAAGCACAGAAACAGACAGACAGACAGACAGACAGACAGACAGACA